AGAACACGCUGGGCAGAUUGCGGGUGAGCUGGGUUCCAGAGCCUGCUUUCGAGCCACCGGCCACGGUUCCAUGCGUGACGUUCCUAUGAAGGUUGGAAUUUUGAACCCUUGAAAAGAAACCGGCAAAUUAGGCACGAAUCCCCCUGUGCCUUGGCCCUGCCUCUUUGGAGGGACCCUGUGGAGUGCGGAGCCGGGUCCCAUUUGGCCGUUGCAAACGGGGGAGUGUCGGGAAGCACUUGUGCCAUGGGGGAGGGGUGUCCGGUUUCUCGGAGGAGACAUUUGCUCCUUCAGCUUCCCAGCCGCCAUGGAGACCGUGGUGAUCGUGGCCAUCGGUGUGCUGGCCACCAUCUUCCUGGCGUCCUUCGUGGCGCUGGUGGUGGUCUGCAGGCAGCGCUACUGCCGGCCCAAGGAUCUGCUGCGCCAUUAUGACACCAAGCCGAUUGUUGACCUGAUCGGGGCGAUGGAGACACAGUCGGAGCCCUCGGAGCUGGAGCUGGACGACGUGGUGAUCACAAACCCUCAUAUCGAGGCCAUUCUGGAGAACGAAGACUGGGUCGAAGAUGCUUCGGGCCUGGUCUCUUCCCCCGCCAGCCUGAGCGACGUCAUGGUGGUGGCAAAGCGCAUCAGCCCCAGGGUGGAUGAUGUUGUGAGGUCCAUGUACCCUCCUCUGGACCCCAAGCUUCUGGAUGCCCGGACCACAGCCCUGCUGCUGUCAGUCAGCCACCUCGUCCUGGUGACCAGGAACGCCUGCCACCUGACCAGCGGCAUGGCCUGGAUCGACCAGUCGCUGUCGGCCGCCGAGGAGCACCUGGCCGUGCUGCGCGAGGCCGCGCUGGCCAGCGAGCCCGAGAGGAGCAUUGCAGGCGGUGCAGAAAGCCUCCAGCAGGAGCAGUCUGCUAUCUGAUGGCGGUGCCGCCCACCCGGGCCAGGCUGGUGCCCGCAUUCUCGGGACUCCCGAGACUCCCGUGCCUGCGCCAAGCCCAGCGCGUAGUGUCCCUGCUGCUUUGUAGUUGGGUUGCAGCGCCCGGCGCGCGGGACAGGGGCGCUGAUCAAUAAAACCCCCACCAGAAAGCA
This is a messenger RNA of Pelodiscus sinensis (Chinese soft-shelled turtle), 1074 nucleotides long. The record is from RefSeq and is a predicted model, not a curated record. Lineage: Eukaryota; Metazoa; Chordata; Testudines; Trionychidae.